AUGUGUCACCCGACUUCAGAUAUCAAGGCGGAAGACCACAGCGACCCAGGUGUCUCUGAUAAAGCAUCGAACAAACGCUCCUUCUUGAAGAUUGAAAGCUCUGAAGAUGAUGCCCCCAUCAGUCCCAAGAGACCCUGCAUGUCCAACACUGUGCUUUCUCUGCCUGGUCGGCCCACACGCCCAUGGGUUGUCUCGGUCAUGGAGCUGAAACGAUCCUGGUUCCAUGACCAUCGUCCUCUGUGUGGAGUCAGUUUGAAAGUCGACGAUGACCAGACUCCGGUCAACCUUGUCAUUCCGACUGAGCUUAUUGAAGACGACGACGAGAGCAUCCUCAUCUUCACACAUGCAGACACGACAUUUGCGGACAUCCGUAUGCUUCGUGAAGAUGGUGGCACCGAGGACGCUACCGGAAGACCAGCCAGAAACGUCUUGUGGCAGGGCGAGUAUCCAUGCCUCUCGCGCCGACAAAUCGUCUUGGUGGCCGGAGGCUGUUGGUUCAAGGUGAAUCUCACGCACGGCGACCCAGUCAUGUGUUUCAAACCCAACACCACCACACCGUCAUUCUGCUUCAACGAUGAAUGCCCCAUCGCUCACAGUUCCUACAUCCGACUGAGUGGAGAGAUGAGAAUCUGGGACAUCCCUACGCAGAUGGAGGCUUGGACGUUUCCCCUUCCUACCCCUCCUGCCCCUUCCACGGACGACGACGAUGAGUGA
Molecule: messenger RNA, 714 nt
Organism: Fonsecaea erecta
Lineage: Eukaryota; Fungi; Ascomycota; Eurotiomycetes; Chaetothyriales; Herpotrichiellaceae
Exons: 6
Coding region: 1-714 (237 amino acids)
Source: RefSeq, a predicted model, not a curated record